Nasonia vitripennis (jewel wasp) is the source of this 1088-nucleotide messenger RNA. It is a transcript of the gene GstT1, whose product is annotated as glutathione S-transferase T1. The record is from RefSeq and is marked validated. Bases 133 to 843 code for a protein of 236 amino acids. The transcript is spliced from 5 exons. Gene Ontology annotation, cellular component: cytoplasm. Gene Ontology annotation, molecular function: glutathione transferase activity. NCBI's taxonomy places the organism in Eukaryota, Metazoa, Arthropoda, Insecta, Hymenoptera, Pteromalidae. Gene Ontology annotation, biological process: glutathione metabolic process.
ACAGUAGUAGCAGCGCUGGUGGUAUCAGAACAGCCGGUAUUGGUACACAACAAGUAGUCACAGUUUUUCACCAUCAGCAUCUGAUCCUUCGAUCAUUAUUUUCUUUUUUGCGACCAAAAGAUACAAGCAGUCAUGGUCUUGAAGUUGUACUUCGAUUUCUUGUCGCAACCCUCGAGAGCUUUGUACAUACUUUUGAAAACUUGCGACAUACCUUUCGAGCCGCACAUUCUCAAGAUAGCUUUGGGAGAGCAUCAAACUGAGGAGUACGAGAAAAUAAAUCCCUUCGCAAGGCUUCCGGCUAUCGAACACGAUGGAUUUAAGCUCAUCGAGAGUGUUGGGAUCGCCCGAUACUUAUGCCGCGAAUUCAAAGUGCCGGACCACUGGUAUUCAGCGUCAUCGAUACAGCAGGCAAAAAUAGACGAGUACUUGGAAUGGCAACACCUCAACACGCGCCUCUAUUGCUCUCGAUAUUUCACGUCUAUCGUCGUUUAUGCUAUGAUAAGACAACGCGCACCACCUCCCGAAAAAGAGAAACACUUCAGAAAGGACGUGAUCAAUUGCUUGGAUACUAUAGAGAACGUGUGGUUGAAGGAUAAUCGGGCUUUCAUUGUCGGGGAUAAAGUCAGCAUUGCUGAUAUAUUUGCUGCAUGUGAAAUCGAACAGCUAAGAAUGACUGAAAUCGACCCUCGAAUAGGCAGGCCAAAGAUGACCGCUUGGCUCGACAGAGUAGCAACGGAAACUGCGCCACAUUAUGCUUUGGCUCAUCGAGGCAUCGACGAUGUCGCUACAAAAUUAAAGGGCAGACAGCCUCACACCUGCAAUUUUGGGGAUAUUUUUUCGUGAUAUGCCAAUCAAAAAGUUAGGAUGCUCCAUCGUGAGAAAAUGUGCUGAGUGUGAAUGAACUACAUCGACAACAUAUUUACAAAGCAUAUAUUCGAUAAAUAUUGUUGUUGAUUAGUCUUUAUACUCUAACAAUGUUUGCACAAUGGUAACGCUAGUUAUUAUAUAUAUAUAUUUUUUAUACAUUUACAUAAACUUUUUGUAUUAGCUUAAACGUUUAUGACUUGAAUAGAUAAAUAUAUCAUUUA